AUGAGUUCAAAAGUAUCUGUUGCUACAGUUCGCACUUCCAUAAAUACUGUGCUUUCCAGCUCCAACGACCCCGAGACGAAGAGAAAUUUUAUCGAGUCUGUUGAGGUCCAAUAUGGGCUUAAAAGCUAUGACCCCAACCGUGACAAGCGUUUUGGAGGUAGCAUCAAGCUUCCAAACGUUUCUCGCCCAAAUCUCACCGUCUGUGUUCUCGGUGAUGCUUUGCAUUGCGAUCAAGCAAAGGCUCUCGGCAUCCCCUUCCGAUCUGUUGAUGAUCUCAAGAAGCUCAACAAAGACAAGAAGGAAGUCAAAAAGCUUGCAAAGUCUUUCGAUGCAUUCCUUUCUAGUGAUGUUGUCAUCAAACAAAUUCCAAAGCUGCUAGGUCCUGGUCUCAACAAGGCAGGAAAGUUUCCCACCCCAAUUUCCCAUGCCGACAAAAUUGCCGAAAAAGUCCAAGAGCUCCGCGCAACCGUCAAAUUCCAAUACAAAAAGAGCCCGUGUCUCGGAAUUGCUGUUGGAACUGUUGAGAUGUCUGAAGAAGAGCUUGUUGCAAACGUGAUGUUGUCGACCAACUACCUUGUCUCCCUGCUUAAAAAGGGAUGGCAAAAUAUUGGCUCCGUUUUCCUCAAGUCUUCUAUGGGAAAACCCAUUCGUCUAUAUUAA
This is a messenger RNA of Mitosporidium daphniae, 660 nucleotides long. RefSeq names its product ribosomal protein. Gene Ontology annotation, cellular component: large ribosomal subunit. Lineage: Eukaryota; Fungi; Microsporidia. The coding region runs from base 1 to 660 and encodes 219 amino acids. Gene Ontology annotation, molecular function: structural constituent of ribosome; RNA binding. Gene Ontology annotation, biological process: translation. The transcript is spliced from 2 exons. The record is from RefSeq and is a predicted model, not a curated record.